Exaiptasia diaphana is the source of this 922-nucleotide messenger RNA. RefSeq lists its product as uncharacterized. Lineage: Eukaryota; Metazoa; Cnidaria; Anthozoa; Actiniaria; Aiptasiidae. Bases 99 to 677 code for a protein of 192 amino acids. Gene Ontology annotation, cellular component: membrane. The record is from RefSeq and is a predicted model, not a curated record. The transcript has a single exon.
CUGUGUUAUCCUAUCCGAGUAACAGUUCGCACCAGGAGCUUUUACAGAGUGAGCACUUUACUGAGUAUACACCGCUUUCGAGCCUUUAUUCAACCAACAUGGCAACCAGAGAAGUCGUAGAGAAACGAGUUGAAAGAACAGUGGAAACUACCGCAAAGAAAGAAAUCCACCGUCAAGUGGAGAGCAGGGUCUAUCGCGUGUAUUGUGGAUGCUGUGACUUGCUAUGGCCCGUAACGACAAUCGAAGGCUGGUUUAAACUGUUAGAAUUCAUUACUUCCUUCCUAUGUUUUGUCAUUUUGUCGUCCUAUCAUGAAAGUGGCCGUCCUUAUUUCGAAUUCUUGAUAUUUGUGGGCACUACWGCUUGGAUUUUCGUAAUUUUACACAUCUUCUUGAAAGUCACUCACAUCUACGAAAAGUUGCCAUACGURCUCAUUCAGCCAUUGGUCGAGUUUGUGUUGCUUGGAGUUGGGAUUUUCUCCUUUCUCCUCGCUUCUUCGGUGGCUUUUGGUUACGCAUUUAACAGGGAUGUUAUUAUAGCUGCAGCUGCAUUUGGCUACAUUACAAUGGUGUUGUUCGCUGUGGAGUUAGUAUGGAAGUUCCUACGUUACAGACGAAACCCGCCAGAAAGGGAGGCUCCAAGAACGGAAAAUGUCAGGGCUGAUGAGUUUGCCUAUUAGCAUUGAACAUUAGACUAAAGUACMUCGUSCAUGAUCUGUCUUUUCGUGAGGUGUUUGGGAAAAACCGCAAACUAACCGCAUUCAUACCUCAAAAGAAAAGAUUGUACUUGGCUUUGUAUGAUCGACGUGUCAUCCAAUCUGUCACAUUUAGAGAACUUCYGGAUCGAACAAUUUUGUAUGAGUUUCUAUUCUAGUAACUACUUUUAGAUUUUUGAUAAUCGUGGCAUUAAAAGUAAUCACACAUA